AUGUUCGGCGACUACGAGGCGCAGCGGCACUGGAUGGAGAUCACCACUGCUUUGCCAAUUCUGGACUGGUACGAGCAGACUGAGGAGAAUGACCUACAGUAUUGGGGCUUGGACUAUCCACCUCUCACAGCCUUCCACUCGUGGCUUCUCGGGAAGCUAGGGCACUUGGCGGACCCCGCGUGCUUUGCUCUGCACAGCAGCCGUGGUCAUGAGGGCGUGGGCUGCAAGGUGUUCUUGCGCCUCUCAGUGAUCGUGUCAGACCUCUUGGUCUACCUUCCAGGAGAACGUUUGUCAGCAAUGCAGGACCCCGCUCUGCUGACUUCAACGGUGCUGCUGCUGUGGCUGCUGCCGCCCCUGGUCUUGAUUGACCAUGGGCAUUUCCAGUACAAUGGUGUGUGCCUGGGCCUCUGCCUCGCCGCAGCGGGCUGCGUGGCCCGCGGCCGGACAGCGCUCGGCAGCGUUCUGUUCACAUCUGGACUGCUCUUCAAGCAGAUCGCGCUGUAUUAUGCGCCAGCGUUCUUCUUCGGCAUUCUGGGCAUCUGCUUGUGGCAGCCGCCCGCUGGAAUCUUCAACGUGAGUCGGCGUGUCGUUGCAACCGGCGUCGUCGUCCUGUGUACUGCCGCGCUGCUGCUUAUGCCGUGGCUGCUUUCUGGGCAGCCAGUUGCAGCAGUGCUCCAGAUCUUGCACCGGAUGUUUCCGUUUGCACGGGGGCUUUAUGAAGACAAAGUUGCCAACUUUUGGUGCUCCGUCUCUGUGGUCUUCAAAGUGCAUCGCGUCCUCCCAGCCGCCUACAUCCCGCGCCUUUGCGCAGCUGUGACGCUGGCAGCGCUGCUUCCUUCAGCGCUCUGCUCACUUCGGCCGGGAGCCGGAAGAGGAGCUUUCGCGGCUACCCUCUUCACCUCCUCACUGUCCUUCUUCCUCUUCGCAUUCCAGGUACAUGAGAAAGGCAUCCUCUUCCCUGCCGCAGCCGCGGCACUGCUGCCCAUGGCUCUGCCUUCGAGGCAUGUGGCCAUGGCCGUGCUGGCAGCGAGGCACUUCCAGCUCGUGGCCCUCUUCUCCAUGUAUCCCUUGAUGGUCAAGGACGCUCUUGUUCUCCCAUACGCCCUGGCAUGCUUGGCGCUGGUGGCAGUCUGUGAGGCGGAUCUUCCUCCCUGCGGUGGAGCCGUCAGAGCCUUGCUCAGGACCUCGUACCUCUUGGGGCUCCUCCUUCAUGGCAUCCAUGCCUUCGCACCGGUCCCUGCGCGGUACCCGGACCUCUGGACGCUGCUGAUUACCAGUGCCAGCUGUGGUUACUUCCUGUGUUCCCUCAUUGUGGUGAGUGUGGCUCAGAUGAGGGGCCUCUUCAGUGCCACUGAAGCGGAAGACACAGCAAAGCAGAAAGAGCAGUGA
Molecule: messenger RNA, 1389 nt
Organism: Symbiodinium natans
Lineage: Eukaryota; Dinophyceae; Suessiales; Symbiodiniaceae
Source: the annotation of a GenBank genome assembly